Messenger RNA from Cyphomyrmex costatus, 462 nucleotides. RefSeq lists its product as uncharacterized. The coding region runs from base 30 to 359 and encodes 109 amino acids. Lineage: Eukaryota; Metazoa; Arthropoda; Insecta; Hymenoptera; Formicidae. The record is from RefSeq and is a predicted model, not a curated record. The transcript has 2 exons.
GCUCGAGAAUUGUUUUCAAGUCCUUCACGAUGAACGGUUACGCAGUUUACAAACGUUUUGCCUUAACCGCGAAAAAUCGCGGCAGAUCACGAGAUUCCGUCACUCCCGUGUGCAGUAGCUCGUGCGUACUAUUUGUCGACGUAUCUUCCAAGAUGUGCAAAACGAUACACGUGCUACGACGGUCGAUCGUAUACUGUCAUCGUGUGAGCAACAGCUGUUCGUUCCCGAUUAAGUUAAGUAUACCAAGCGCGCUGACGAAGAAUAGAGAGGGUAGGAAUAAGGAGAGAAGGAAAGACGUAUACACACAUCACACAACUAUUACAAGACCAGCUGCAACAGCGAUAAUACCCACGCAAUAACGUGGAGGCCACAUAUGACGUAACAUCAUGCGAUUGGUCUAUGCCGAGUGGUGUGGUUCAAUGACCACGCCUACCACACGCGUUCACAAAGACAUUGCAAAUU